AUGAGUUCACUGGAUGAAAUAUCCAAAACAAACUUCACUUCUGAAAUCAUCAAUGCUGUGGAACCUUCUGCAUUGCACCUGAUUGGCGAAUGGGAAUUCUGGCUUUACUCCGUGGUUUUAGGCUGCGUCAUCAUGCUCACCCUUAGCGUCUUCGGCAUCAUCGGCAACGUUUUAAGCAUCAUCAUCCUGACCCGCCACGGCCUCAACGAGACGACCAACAUCUUCUUAAUCUCACUCUCCAUCAGCGAUUUCGUUUGUUCAACCUGCAGUUUGUUUAGGGGGUUAAGAACUAUCGUCGCCUCGUUUGGGCUGGUCGUCAUGCUAAAUUUCGAACUGCUAGCUGAUUUACUGAACCACGUGACUGAAAUCACUGUAUUGGUAUCGAUCCUUCACGUCACAUCUAUAUCCGUUGAACGAGUCGUUGCGGUGUCAUUUCCGUUCGAAGUCGCGAAAAUUUUCACCCGCUACCGUGUCAAAUGUGUAGUUAUUUUUCUAUACGUGUACGGUAUUCUAUUAUACGCGCCGAGUUUUCUGUGUCAUUAUGUAAAAUGGGAGUACGACCCCAGCGUCAAUGCCAGCCUUGGAAUCUGGACGUACACCGACAUUCUGUUAAACAACAUCGACGUGUUCAAGCUGUACAGCGUCCUCUUCCUCACCAUCUCCCUCAUCGUCCUCCCGCUAACCCUCACCCUCAUCUGCUCCUUCAUCAUCAUCCUACAGCUGCAGCUGUUGAAAAACAAAGCGUUGAGCAAAAACUCAUCAAGUCAAGUCAAAGAAAGGAAAGUGGUCAAGAUGCUACUCAUCCUCUGUUGUCUGUCAGUGUUUGCCUUUCUGCCCAGUUCUAUAUUAGACCUGUAUACUGUGUUCUCUGGGUUUGAACGACAUUCCAGUUUUUUUAGGUUUGUCGUCAUCUUAAGUCCAGUUCUCUACCAGGUCAACGCCUCCAUCAACUUUAUUAUCUACAUCACCAUGAGUUCAAAGUUCGCGGAAACUUACAAAUCUUUAUUCAAAAGUAAAUAG
Physella acuta is the source of this 1020-nucleotide messenger RNA. RefSeq names its product galanin receptor 2b-like. Gene Ontology annotation, biological process: G protein-coupled receptor signaling pathway. Gene Ontology annotation, molecular function: G protein-coupled receptor activity. Gene Ontology annotation, cellular component: membrane. The record is from RefSeq and is a predicted model, not a curated record. NCBI's taxonomy places the organism in Eukaryota, Metazoa, Mollusca, Gastropoda, Physidae.